Molecule: messenger RNA, 4746 nt
Organism: Drosophila teissieri
Lineage: Eukaryota; Metazoa; Arthropoda; Insecta; Diptera; Drosophilidae
Gene: Con
Product: connectin
Exons: 5
Coding region: 152-2239 (695 amino acids)
Molecular function (GO): protein binding
Source: RefSeq, a predicted model, not a curated record
CCCAAAGAAACAGAAAAAAAACACAGAAAAACAGUCAAAUACAUUGCAUUAGUCAGCAGAUUGAGUACUGUGUACUAGAGUACGUGACUUGGCCUUUUCCAGGACUCAAUCGAAAGAAUCCGCUCCGCCGAGCGAUAGGAAUAAGCUGGCCAUGUUGCCGCAUCAUCAGCGCCAUAAAAUGGCGACUUUGGCGGACGGCGCCAUCUGUUUCCUGCUCCUUUCGCUCCUGCUAAUUGGCGCCUGCCUGGUUACGCCCACCGAGGGGCGCGCCAAGGAUGACCGCCGCACCAGGGGGCGUGGCAGCAACAGUAGCGUCCUCUCAUCCUCCUCCAGCAGCAGCGGCAGCAUCAGCAGCAGCAACAUGAACAAUGGCUACUACAGUGGCUCCUCGUCGACAGCGGGCUCCUCCUCCGGCUACGUGUUCACCAGCAGCAGUGCCGUGAACUCGGGAAGCACCGGGUACAGUGGACCCAUGGACAGCACUGGAUUCUGCACCCGGCGGCGGGACAUGAAGCUGAUGUGCUACUGCACCCCGGAUGAGAACCAUGUGCCGGUGCAGAAGGCCGAGUGCUGGGUGUUCUCGGAGGGAUUGCAUCAGAACGACACCACCUGGACGCGAUUCUACCAGCAGAAGCGUUUGAGGGAGCUGAAGUUUGUGAUCCAAAACAAUGCCCGCUUGGACUACAUACCCACCAUGAUAAUCGAACCGCUGAAGAACCUGAGCAGCAUUGUGAUUGAAUACUCGCAGGUGGAGAUUGUCAAGAGCUAUGCCUUCGCCAAUCUGCCCUUCCUGGAGAGGAUUAUCCUGAAUAACAACCACAUCAUGGCCCUGGACCAGGACGCCUUCGCCAAUCACAUCAGGCUGCGGGAGCUGAACCUGGAGCACAACCAGAUCUUCGAGAUGGACCGCUAUGCAUUCCGCAAUCUGCCGCUUUGCGAAAGGCUCUUCCUGAACAACAACAAUAUCAGCACUCUGCACGAGGGUCUCUUCGCCGAUAUGGCCAGGCUGACCUUCCUGAACCUGGCCCACAACCAGAUUAAUGUGCUGACCAGCGAGAUCUUCCGAGGACUGGGCAAUCUGAAUGUGCUGAAGCUGACCCGCAACAAUCUGAACUUCAUCGGCGACACUGUCUUUGCGGAAUUGUGGAGCCUGAGUGAACUGGAACUAGACGAUAAUCGCAUCGAGCGCAUUUCCGAGCGCGCCCUGGAUGGCCUGAAUACACUGAAAACACUGAAUCUGCGCAACAAUCUGCUGAAGAAGAUCGACAAUGGCCUGCUGCGGGGAACCCCCGCCCUGCUGUCCAUCAACGUGCAGGCAAACAAAUUGGAAACGCUGACGUUCUACACAUUCCAGCCAAUUAUGGACAAUUUGGUCAACAGCACCAGUGAGCUGCUGGUGUCAGACAACAAAUUCAUUUGCGACUGUCGUCUGCAGUGGAUCUUCGAAUUGAAAAAUCGCACACGUCACCUGCAGCUGCGUGACUCGCUGGAGGACCUGCACUGCACGCUGCAGGAGCCGAAACUGUCGCACUUUGUGGACCCCGUGCCGCCGACCAUCCUGGACGUGCUCAAUAUCGGAGGAUUCACGGCGAUUGGCAGCAAUAGCGCCAGCAUGGGCGGCGUGGGCAACAGCGUGGUGGGCAGCAGCUACAGCGGCCUGACUCUGGACGACAGCAGGAAGCAUUUGGGCAGCAGAUCCCGACAGGCCCUGCGGGGACAGCGGCAGUACGCCUCGAGUGCGGAGAACGUGGUGGAGUCCAAGAUGCGCCGGCGGAGGAAGCGACAGGAGGAGGUCAAGCAGAAGGACCUGGCGGCAGUGGCACCGACUCACAAGCGAUACGACUACUACGACGACAACAACGGCGGCAUGUCCUUGGGUCAUGGCCUGGACCUGGAUGACAAUCUCAGCCUGCACAAGCAGGGAUUCUAUGGAGCCGGUGCUCCGGCUGUGGGUCACAACGAUGUGGAUGUGCUGAUGACGUCGCACUCCGCGUCGGGAGACGCCCUCGACAUUCUGACCACCAAGAACGCGAUCUACAUCAAGUUGUUCCUGCUGAAGCCGGAAAUGCUGCCCUGCCACGAUGAACUCAGCGAUCCCACCGAGCUGCCCCUCUCCCGCGAUCUGAUGGAUGUGCGCAGCAACGUGGGCCAGGACAUGUCGACGGCAGGAGCUGAUCCCUUGGCCCAGGGCAUGGCGAUUAUGGUGAGUCUGGUCGCACUGUUGAUCAGCCGGGGUUGAAGAGUCAGCUCCGUCAACGGUUGCUAAAUGGUGACCCCAACGUUUGGUUCUGCAUUGUACAUACUGUCUUGGAGAUGUGGUGCCCUUGGGAAACGAGCUUCAACACGAUAAUUACGAAAGAUACCAGCUACAGUCCUGUAAAUAUGUAAAAAGGGGUAACGAAAUUCGAUAAAUUUAAUACUAUAAACCUAGCUGUUAGCUGUAAUGAUAGACUCGACUUUUCAACAACUUCAGCAGCAGAUUCAGAUUCAGAUACAGAUUCAGAUUGAGAUAUAGAAACCGAUACCAAAAACAGAUACAUUACCGAAACUAUAAGCCCAAAACGAACCCAAAAAGAGAACCUCCGAGCAAACUGGCGUUUCAUUUAAAAAGAAGAAGGAUACUCAACUUAUCGCAGGAUGAUGACUACCACUACACUGUACUACAUAGAAUUAGUUUAAACGGUUAGCCAUAGUGACACUUUUGGUUUACUUGAGCAAGGUACAUACUACAGUAAAACUUGGAAAGCGCUAAACGUCUUAGAAGGAGAGACAGAGCUGGCCAAAACCACUAAAAUGAGGCAUGCCUGUAAGAUAAACGCAAACGCAGAACAUGACACAAUCGCUGAAAGUUGCAACGAUAGCCGUUAGUCGAUAGGCAAUAGACGAUAGCCGAUAGUCGAUAAAUAAUUAUUGAUAAAUGUAAUAGGUAAACGUAAUAUUCCCGGCCACCCGCAGUUCCCCAUUAGAGUUUAAGUCUGCUUUUUAGUUGUAAGACUGUUUGCUACCCUAGAAUUCUCGCCUGAAUUUUCCCUAACAAAACCGUGUCCCGGGAAAAUGACCCAAUAAACACUUUUCUGCUUUUCUCCUACUUUCGCCGCACCAGAAAUAAAACUGAAAACAUAAACAAGAAAUAAAAAUGAAUACAUUGCGAAUUUAUAUAACUUAUUUGAAUAGAUUCAAAUUAAUGAAAACAAAGCCAUAAAGAGAUAUAAUAAUACAGAAAACAAAACAGAAAUAUGCAUAACGAUUUUUGUAGCUUAAGACUGAAUAUAUAAAGGUAAAUUAUGCUAAUAUAUACAAAAUAUUUAUAUGGAAAAUACUGUAUGUUUAAUUGUAUUGUAAUAAAUGCAAGCUGGGGGAAAGGGUAAUGUCAUUUUUAGAAAACCAAAAGAGCCGACGAUUCGUGCAUUCAAAUUAGUAUGGAUGCACAUGACACUUUAUUUGGCAAUUUAUUACGUAUUUAAUUAUGCACAAAACUAUGAUUUACCAAAAAAAGAAAAAAACGGAGAAAAAAAUCUGUUUAUUAAUGUGUUUAAUAAUUCAUAUACAAAAGAAGUUAAAGUAAGCAAAACCCGAAUGCAAAUUUAUUGUGUAAAAAAUGGGUGAAGUUUUCAUACAGAAAGCCCCGGAAAAAGAAAGAGUCGGAAAAAUAGAACGCCGAGCAUGAGGAGCAAGCAUAGAUUUAGUGGACAAUCAGCAGAUAAGUGAAGUGAAAGCAAACAGCAGGAAAAUCGGGGAAAAUCCCAAAGAGCUGGGAAUCAGAAGCCCGGAAAAGCGCCAAGGAAAUAAGGGGGCAAGAAAAUAUAAAACACUUGAAACAAGCGAAAUAAUGAAAUAGUCGAGAGCAAAACGGAAAACACAAAACUAUUUUAAGUAACUGAAUAUAAGCUUAAUGUAUUUAGUGUUUUGAUUACCCACUAAGAACUUGAACACAACAAAGAAAGCAAACAAAAAUAUAAAAAAAAUAAAAAAAUUAAACCAAAUAAUAAAUGUGAAGAAAAAGUGAAUCUAAGAAAUUUCUAUCUAAGCAGGGCACUAAUUUCAUUACUGUUGAUACUCAGCCAUUUUACACUCAUUUCAUUUGAUUGUCACGAAGUUACUAUGCUAGAGAUUGUGAAAGGAUUUUCAGUUGCCUCAAGGAGUUGGGCGAAAUUCGAUUGACUUAGCCACUCUGUCUAGUGCAUUAAAUGCUUGUAAUAAUAAAUUAUUAUCGACACGAACACUUGAUUAAACACCUAGCCUUAAGAAUUGACAAAUUUUAACCAAAGAUUUUGUGUUCCUCUUAACGCUUAAGAAAUGUUUGGUUGUUUCGUUUUCGUGUGCCAUUUGAUGAUGAUUUGUAUCUCCUCUAUUUGUAUUUUUUACGGCUAAGCAGCGCAUGGAAGUAGGCAGCGAGUAAAGUAAUUUUUGAAUAUAAACCACUAAUGUAGCUUACUUAAUUAUUUUAACUUAAAUGUACACAGAGCGAACGGACAGCAAGUAAUAUAAUCGAAAUAUAAAUGUAUUUGAUGUAAGAAGUUUGCUUAAUUGAUACCGAAACCGAAACCGAAAUGUCAACCCCAGCCCACAAAAACACAAAACCAUGAAUGAAAGGACCUUUUUUGGCGUGCGACUUCUGGGGGGCGUGGCGCCACCAAAAAGCCGAAACCAGAACACAUUCCAAUUGCAAUAUUUUGUUUAACUUUUACUUUGCUGGGGCGCCGGCUUAAAGUCCUCGAACGCCACACUGAGGUCCCGCUCAUGGAA